AGGUCGAUGCCGACGCAGCCGCUCGUCGCCCGGCUCGGAUUGGCCGCCGCGGUUGCCAUGGCGAAGAGCGCACACGACGCCGGGCGGCGCGGGGCAGGGGGGAGCGCAGCUGUAACCUUUUCUGCAGAAGGAUAUUGGAGUGUCCUGUGGUCUCACUCACCUGAUGGCAUUUGCACCUCCCAAAAACAUGGAUGGCCCCAAACUUCAAACCAAGAUGAGCACAUGGACACCCCUGAACCAUCAGCUCAUGAAUGACAAGGUAUUCGAAGAACGAAAAGCGCUGCUUGGAAAAUGGUUUGACAAGUGGACAGACAACCAGCGGCGGAGGAUCCUGGUGGACCUGUUCCAGCGCUGCUCCCUGGCGCAGCAGAAAUUCUGUGUCAAGCAGCUGCAGGAGCGGGUGCCCGUCGAGGCCCUGGACUUCACCACUCAGCUGCCCAGAACACUGUCUUUGUACGUCUUCUCUUUCCUGGACCCCCGGAGCCUCUGCCGAUGUGCACAGGUGAGCUGGCACUGGAAGUACUUGACGGAGCUGGAUCAGCUCUGGAUGCUGAAGUGCCUGCGUUUCGGCUGGUAUAUCAACUUCUCUCCGACCCCGUUUGAGCAGGGAAUCUGGAAGAAACACUACAUCGAGAUGGUGAAGGAGCUUAACAUUACACGGCCCAAGACCCCUCCGAAAAAUGAAUUUGUGGUCAUCGAUGUCCAGCCAAUAGCAAGAGAGGGCCCAGAGGUGAAACUGUCCCUGGCGGCGGUUCUCCAGUCGGCCUCGCUGCUGGGGAAGAGGAUGGACAAGGAUAAGAAAGAGCUGCCCCCAUGGCGCUCAUCUGACAAACACCCAACCGACACCAUCCGAUUCAACUACCUGGACAACUACGACCCGAUCGAGCAGGCAAGACUGGCGAGAAAGAAGGGCGGAGGACUCACCCCAGACCUGAGCCGGCAGGCAAGCGAGAAGAAAAAGAAAGCAUCCUACAAGCUCCGGAAAGCAAAAUCACUGCUGUCACUCUCUGCAGACCUUGGCUCUGGCCCGAAAACACCAGUUCGCCCCAGUUGGGCUACUCACCAGUCACCAGGGUAUCCCGUUACCAAAGCAACAGCUAAGAUGCUGGCUCAGAGCACCCGCUGGAACGCUGGGAUACGACCAGCACCUGUCCGACCUCCAGUACCAAAACUGAGUGAAAAAGGGAAGAAGGCCUUUACAAGGAUGGACAGAAGUUUGCCAGCAUCUCCACUGUUUGAGGCUCAGCCCUGGCAAAUUCCUCCGUCGGACCCGGGGUCGGAUGCAGAGUAAGAUGCUCAGCAAAGAAGGGGCUCCUAUGCCCAGCAUUUGGAAAGUGGCAAUCAUGGCACUGGCCCUGCUCAGUGAAGACUGGAAGCUGCUGACAUUUAUGAAUCGAGCCUGAGGUCUAGUGGAUAUAGCCUGAGUUGUCACUUGUCCCAAUAUGAACCUUUCAUCGCUGACCUCCAUAUACCAGUGGGGAAUGCCCUUUUUGGCAGUUUUGCCACAAGUUAAGCCCUGUGCCCUCCUGAGUGCCACUCUGAUCUCCUUCCCCUGCCUAAACUGCUGCUCUGCUUUCUGCUCCCUGCCUUGCCUACCACUGGGCUGCUUUCCCCCUCCCUGAUCUGCCAUGUACCACACACAGAAGCCGCCCUUGCCACUUGGGGCACGCGUGCUGCAGCCUGGCCACCCUUGACCUAACACAACAGACUCAGAUUGGAGGUGGGGGCACCCUGCUGUUACCCUAAUCCAAAUAAGUGAUUCAAAGCUGAGGUUACACCAAGGGCUGGCCCAGUAUCUUGUUUUCUGUCUCAGCUCUGUUCAGCAUGUUUUCCUGUCUCUACUGCUUUGGAGCUGAUGCCCCCUUCUACUUUGACUCGGGGCCUGUCUUCACUGCAGAAUUGACUCGGGUGAUCUCUGCCCAGGUCAAAGCAUCAGGGGAAGCCUAGCCUGAGUGUGGACACACUGCAAGGUCACAGCUUUGCUGCUGCUGCUCCCCUAUCCCCAGGCGUGUGGUUGGGAUGCCUGUGGGCACAUCCCACGAAUCUUUGUGUUCAUCUGCUCGGGUGAAUUAUGGGAGAGCCUGUCUGGUCUUCCAAGGAGCCAUGGAAAAGCACUGGAGGACCACUGCCCUUGGGUGACUCGGUCUCUUUGCUCACUACAAAAUGGGUGGUGACAGCUGAAGUUGCGUGUCCGGCCGUUUCUUACAUCCACCUGUAGAGCACAGGGACUGAGACAGUGCAUACGCUGGACAGGUCGCUGCUCCCACAGGGUGCCACGGAUGCCUCCAGCUCCAGAUUACGGGGUGAGUAGCUCAGUGCAUCCCAGUUUCCCAUGCUUCUCCUACACCAAGGUCCCCACCCAUUUCCUACACCAGCCACCUGUGUGGGCCGGGAGCGGUCUGAGGCCCUUUUUCCGCGCGGUGGGCUGUGGCCAGCAGCCCGGACACACCGGGUCGGGGAAGGCAGGCGGCACGCUAGAAUUAGGCACGGACGCUUAGUGGUUGAUUUAAGAUUAUUUUACUUACACCGAAGAUGGUCGCAGUGCAGGCAGGAAAACUUGCUUGAGUUGCGGUUACAAAACAAAACAAAAAACUCGAACCUGCAGAACGUAAGGGUACGUCGCAAUGGGGUUUCGGCGACGGGAAGGAAAAAACUGCAGGACUCGAACCCCGGGUAGAGCUCUGGAUUCACUCACACGAAGUUUGCUAGGCUCCGUGGAACUUGCGUACAGGGAAGGGUACGUCGAGGGAUCGGGCGGCGACGGGGAGAGGCGAGAGGCUGAUCAGACCCCUGUAGCCUUCUUAAAAUACACGCUGAGUCCAAUAGGCUCCGCAGCGCUUAGAGAUCUUCACGAGACAUGAAGUCUCCUCCUCCUGAUAGUCGUGGAGCCCUCCAACUUGGGCGGAAACCACUCAAGCCUCUUAUACAGCUAGCAAGCCAAUCGCUAGCCGCCACGCAGGACUAAUUUAGAACUGGCCAAUAGUGGGGCACAAAUUUGAAUACAAAUGGUGGGAACUCCUUUGCACCGUGCAUCUCCUCUCUGCAACCAAGAAAUGCACCCUGCAAAGAAAGCUACAAGUGGGAAAUGAUUUAGCAGUGCCGAAGCACACGCAAACAAAAAUUACACCCUUGGGUUGUGACAUCACCCAUUUCCUUCUCCCUCAGACAGCUCCUUACAAGCCUCUUCCCAAGAAAGCUUUCCUGCAUGGAUUGCCUUAUUAUUAAUGUUCCUAUGAGCCCUCUCAGGCCCAAACUACUGCCUCAUGUUUGCUCCAGGGGAUGAGCUCGAUGACCUCCGAGGCCCCUUUCAAUUCUAGAGUUCUAUGAUUUUGACUAUUUUGACUAAUGGGGUCCAACCCAUCUGGCCAGAUGAGUGGUACAGGGCCAGUCCAUGGGCCAGAUCUGCAGUACGGAGCUGUCCCAUCUGGGCUGGGCUAGAAUUUGGCAGUGGUGACAUCAAUUGCUGCAGUUCCCAGAUCCACGGCAGCAGCUGCUCUUCCUAUUGCCAAAUAUCCAGUCCUGCAAGCAGCCCCAUGAGGAAGAUGAUACAGCUCUGUGCUCUGGAUCUGGCCUGCGGGGCUCUCCAUGGGUCCAGAAAUUUGGUGGCAGGGUGAGUGAUGACUGUUAAUUGCUGUGACUCUGGGAGCGGUGUCAGUUAAAGCUGCCUCUAUGCACCAUAGUGUCAAAUUUCCAGACCUGUGCAGAGCCCUGUCGGCAGGCUGGAUCCAGCCCAUGGGCUGUAACUUGGUCAUCCCUGAAUUAGGCUGCAACUCAUCUCUCUGUAGCAGGAUCUCCAGCAAUUGAUCCAUGUCUAGAUCUGGUAGUGGCUGAGUACAUGACACACGGUAACACUGGGGCGUGAGGGACCAUGCGAAUGUGUUGCCAAAGCCACUGAGCAUGUUCAGUAUAAAUGCAAUGUUCCCAGGUGCCUGAAUAUGCUCAAACGGAGUUGCUGUGGGUUUAGGCAGUUAGUUUAAAUGCCUCUGCUAAUGAAAGCCCUGAAUCCCGAGCGCUCACUGACUUGGAGGGAACAUGUCUAAUCCUGUGGUUUAUAAAAAGCUCGUCUUUAUGGUGUUGUAAAAGUAAUUUAGAGAAGAUCUUAGGGAACCAGAGUGGUCUACGCUCAAAAUAGCAGUGCAGCUGCACGUUCGUCUUAAUUGUAACUGCUGCCAAUUAUGUUACUGGAAUAAAACAGAGGAGCUAAAUAUUUGCUGCCACUAAGUAUGCUUAAACGGUUUUGUGGAAGCGUUCUGCAUGGAAAUCUGGGAUGAAGGAGAAACAAUGCGGGAAGAAGUGGUGUCACAGAUCAUGCCGCUUACAAGGCAACACAGUGAUGUGGACUGAAUGGGAUGCCACAAGGAAAGGACUUGAGCCAGGACAGUCGUACAUGAGCUUCUGAGCACACACCUGAGCAGGUGCCCCACUUAGCUCCUCUCCCGACCGCUGCACGAGCAGGGAGAGGGCUUUCACUUGUCUGCCUCCCCCAUGGCAGGGGCACAUGCUUAGAGCAAGGGGCUUUAAGGUGGACCUGGGGCCAUCCCAGUCUUCAGCGGAGCUCUCUUCUGCUCAAUGCCCAUCCUGACCUUGCCUAGCACCAGCCUGAGCAAGCAGGGAAAGAGCAACAGCAUACCCAAUACCCAACAGUGGCGAUGAUAACCAGGGAUCCUGGUUUUCUCUGUUUAAAAGUUGCAAAUUCUCUGAUAAAAAUCACAAAUUCUCUGAUUAAAACCCCCCAAAAUCCAUGAUUAAAAUGAAACACCACUCUGUAUAUAGGUCUCAACUGAACACAAUGUUUUAGUGAUAUAUAUAUAUAGUUUUAAAGCAAUUUGGAAACCUACCAGUGCCUCAGUCACUAUAAUAAAAUAUAUUCUAAGUACCUAUA
Molecule: messenger RNA, 4882 nt
Organism: Alligator mississippiensis (American alligator)
Lineage: Eukaryota; Metazoa; Chordata; Crocodylia; Alligatoridae
Gene: FBXO16
Product: F-box protein 16
Exons: 9
Coding region: 164-1291 (375 amino acids)
Molecular function (GO): protein binding
Source: RefSeq, a predicted model, not a curated record